Cyclopterus lumpus (lumpfish) is the source of this 900-nucleotide messenger RNA. It is a transcript of the gene timm22, whose product is annotated as translocase of inner mitochondrial membrane 22 homolog (yeast). Gene Ontology annotation, cellular component: TIM22 mitochondrial import inner membrane insertion complex. Bases 10 to 615 code for a protein of 201 amino acids. Gene Ontology annotation, biological process: protein insertion into mitochondrial inner membrane. Gene Ontology annotation, molecular function: transmembrane protein transporter activity. NCBI's taxonomy places the organism in Eukaryota, Metazoa, Chordata, Actinopteri, Perciformes, Cyclopteridae. The record is from RefSeq and is a predicted model, not a curated record. The transcript has 4 exons.
UUGAGAAACAUGGCUGCCUCCACGGGUGCUGCAAACGCCGCUGGCUCCGACUUACAAGGUCCAGCUUCGGCUGGCUCGAGUAUGGAGGCCCCGCCGAUUCAGUACAGCAUGAUUCUGGAGCAUCUCGUCGGGGACAAGAGGCCCGUGAAGGACCUGAGCCCCGGCGUCAUGGGGGGACUGCCGGUGCCUGCUAAAAGCGACGAGCAGAAGAUGAUCGAGAGGGGAAUGGAGAGCUGCGCCUUCAAGUCGGUUCUGGCCUGUGUGGGAGGGUUCGUCCUAGGAGGAGCUUUUGGUAUUUUCACAGCAGGCAUCGAUACCAAUGUUGGCUUCGACCCAAAAGACCCACUGAAAACUCCAUCGGCACGGGAAGUCCUCAAAGACAUGGGCCAGAGGGGGAUGUCAUACGCCAAGAACUUCGCCAUCGUGGGCGCCAUGUUCUCCUGCUCAGAGUGCAUCAUUGAAUCACACCGAGGUGUAUCUGACUGGAAGAACGCGGUGUACAGCGGCUGUGUUACGGGCGGCGCCAUUGGAUUUCGUGCUGGUCUGAAGGCCGGGGUGCUGGGAUGUGGAGGCUUCGCCGCAUUCUCCGCUGCCAUCGAAUAUUAUUUACGGUGAACCACAGAAGAGGGAUUCUAUUAGGACUUUGUGGAUGCGCCCUGUGGGAAAUCCAAACUGGUCCAUAUUUACCUGCACAUGGAGGAUUGCUGAUGUUUUCCGGUGGAAGAAGUGAUGGGUUCCUAUUUGUGUACAGCGGGCGGAGACUCAUUACUUUUGCCAGAUGGACAGUUUGAGCAGAGUGGAUCUGCGUCUGUGUUGAAUGAUGAUUACAUGAAACAUGUUCUUGUUAAUAGAAUAUUAAUGUGUCUAAAUAAUUUUUAUUAAACGUGUUUUUUUUGUUAA